Oryzias melastigma (Indian medaka) is the source of this 2826-nucleotide messenger RNA. It is a transcript of the gene ppp1r14bb, whose product is annotated as protein phosphatase 1, regulatory (inhibitor) subunit 14Bb. The transcript is spliced from 4 exons. The coding region runs from base 464 to 850 and encodes 128 amino acids. Gene Ontology annotation, cellular component: cytoplasm. NCBI's taxonomy places the organism in Eukaryota, Metazoa, Chordata, Actinopteri, Beloniformes, Adrianichthyidae. Gene Ontology annotation, molecular function: protein serine/threonine phosphatase inhibitor activity. Gene Ontology annotation, biological process: regulation of phosphorylation; innate immune response. The record is from RefSeq and is a predicted model, not a curated record.
AACGGAAGAACAAUUGGUGAACUCUUCAGUGGCGUUACGUCAGAUGCGCUCGAGCCCAGACGCGCGCGCGCAGCUCUCUCUUGGGCACAUUUUUCUUUGUACUCAGUGAAGAGUUGAGACCAGCUCUGCCUCUGCCGUCUUCUUCUUCUUCUCUUUUUUAUACAUAUACCUAAGCAGAGCUCGCGCGCUGUAAAUAGCCCGGUAAGCCGGUUACACUUUACGCUUUAACGUAGCCGUCGGUCGGUUUUUGUGUCGCGGAGGCGGACAGCUCUGCCCCGGCUCUUCUUGGACGGUUCUGGACAACAAAAGCAUCAGGUCCGGCGGUUUGCCUUUUUUCCCCUCUCUCUCUCAUCAACCGGGAUUGUUUUUUUUGUGAAACGUCUCCCCGUUAACACUUCCACGCCUCCUGGGGAGAAGAAGAAGAAAAACAUUUUUAUUAUAUUUAUCUCAAGCCCGAGCGACAAUGGCAGCUGUAACGAGCCCGGAGACGAGCCCUCAACCCCGGGUAUAUUUCCAGACGCCGGCCGGCACCACGGAGGAGCCGGAGACUCCCGUUCGGAAGCAGGGGCGCGUUACGGUCAAAUACGACCGCAAGGAGCUGCGGAAGAGACUGAACCUGGAGGAGUGGAUUAUCGACCAGCUAACGGACCUGUACGACUGCGAGGAGGAGGCCAUCCCCGAGCUGGAGAUUGACGUGGACGAGCUGCUGGACAUGCCCAGUGAUGUUGAGCGGGGAGCCAGGGUCAAAGAUUUGCUGGUGGACUGCUUUAAACCUACUGAGGACUUCAUCUCAGAGCUGCUGGACAAGAUCCGAGGGAUGCAGAAGCUCUCCACGCCUCAGAAGAAAUGAGGAAACCCUUCCAUACCCGCUCCCCUUCAGCCCUCACCUCCCGUCUUCCUGCCACGCCUCCUUCUUUUUUUUUAAAUUCUUUUCUGCACCAGAUCAUGAGAUAUCACAGUUCUGCUUCUUUUGUUCAUCAUAUUUGGACUUCUUUCAUUCCUAAAAGCAUUUCAAUCCUCCCCUGCACUACCCUCCAUCUGUCUGUAGGGGGAGCCAGCCCCAUCAUUUCAAAGGAAAUUGCCAACAAAGAUGGGGGGAAAAAAUAGAGAUUUUCUCUUCUUCUUUGUUCACUUUGAGGGCAAGUGGAUCAUGCUUUCACUCCGUUUUUGUAUUUUCAUGGUUAAUAUCGACCUUUUAGUCCGUCCUUCUUCUUAAACUGCGGCAUUCGCUGCAGCGGAGCAUCCAUCGACAGACUUCUUCUUUUCCUCUGUGUGUCAUUUGAAAACUGUCCUUUUGGGGAAGAAAAGCCAAACCUUUGACACCACAAAAUAAAUUCUACUGUAUAUUUUUAGCCUGGAAAUAACCAUUUGACCUUUAAACGAUCUGAAAUUAGUUUUUAUUUUGGGCCUUUCAAAAUAAAAGGUUUGGGUUCUUGCCCGAAAUGUGCAGUAAGCCUGCACUCACACAUGUACCGUAUGUCUGUGUUGCUUUUCGUAUAUGUUGCUACUUAAUGUACAGCAACUGUUCUGGUAUGGAGUGUUGUUGGGGCCUGUAUAUUCUGCUGUCGUGUGUGACAAAUUAGUUCUUAGUGUAGGACUGGUUCCUAUUUUCUUAUCUCACACGUGGAUCGUCCAAACGGGGACAAAAGCUGCCUUUCUUCCAUCCCAUCUGAACUCUUUGCUGCUUCCUCACUGCGUCUCAUUUCCUCCACACAAUUAAAAAAAAAUCUGUCUCCUCUUCAGCCACAAAAAAAAAAUUAAAAAAAGAUGGAGUCAUUACUCUGAGUGUCCGCCCACGGAAACGCCAAACAGCUGCCUCCGAAAACACAGAUGCGCGACACCAGCUGCCAAUCAUCGUCCCGUAAGAGGCCAUCUGUGUCUGAUCCUGGGCCAAUCAGAUCAGAUGGGAGUGACUGCGAACACCUGCAGGGACGACGGAGCUUCACUGCCUCUUUUACCACACAAACACACACUGGGGGCCCGCUUCAUCCUGCUGCACCGUCUCCCUGCCAUCCCCUCCUACCUCCGUCCAUACGUCCUCUGUCCUCCCUCAUCUCUCCUGAGUUUCCUGUUUUUAAACAGAUGUUGCCUUAGGUAUUAUUUAUGUUACACAAACCAAAUAAACAGGAGACAUUUUUUUCUUUUUCAUUUUGGUUUUUUUUUAGAUGUGCUACCAGGUGGAGCAACGUCUUACGGAGAAAUGUUUCUUUUUUUUUUAAAAAACAAUAUUUUUUAGGUGUGUUUCAUUUUUGCCGUAGGCCUUGAUGCAGUGAUUCUGUUCAGAUAAACCGUGUGUUUGAAUGCUGGUCUGUUUAUAAACCGUGAUCCUUUUCUUGACGCCAGGCCUUGGACUGAUUCGUUAGCUGAAGAUAAAAUCCAUUCAGAUGCAUUCUUGGUGUGAUUGCUUUUGCCUUCUCAAUGGUGUUUCCAGAUUGAUCGACUGCUGUUUUUUUUUUUUUUUGUUUUUUUAAAGUUUCUUCCCUUUUUGGAUCAAAAUUGCACCAGGCGAGUUCAGUCAGUCAGCAGCUGAAUUUGAGUGGAUUUUCAUUUUUAAAAUACAACUUUUGGAUUAUUAUACCUUCUUAGACUGUUAUUGACAAGUCUUUUUUUUACUGUUUGGGGAAAAAAUAGGAUUAAGAAACUGAUUUUACCAUCAAGGUUAAAUACAAGAGCUAAACCAUGCCGAUUAGAGGUGUUAGGGGUUGUACAGUUUUUAAAAAAAUUAGGCGUACCAACAAACACAUGUAGCAAUAUCAACAACAGGUCUUGUUUUUGCCCAAUUUUGUUACACUUUUAUGCAACUUUAAUAAAAAUAUGUAAAACUGA